UUACUUGUUUCAUGUCCGAAAAUAUCAUGAAGCCGGCUCAAAAAAUCAAGGACCACAUGACAUCAAUCAUAGCUUAAAUAGGAAAUAAAUAUUGAGAUACUAAUGAGGUAUAUUGUCCAUUAUAUUAUAUUAUCAGUAUACUGUUUUAGGGCCAAAAUAAUCAAUCUAUCAUUAUCAUAAGUUGAGUUUUAUUUAAUCUCAAUAUAUCUCAUUCAUGUGGCCCUUCUAAUGACAUCAAAGAUAAGAUGAUUGUAAUUUUUUCAGGUACAUGACUCCACCAAAGGGUGAAGACUGAAGAAAACACAAUCAUCAAGAUUCUACAAAAUUAGUAAAUUAUUUUAUCAUAAUGCAAUGCUAUACUAAAUUUUCCAUCAAUCAUCUUGAGGAGUUAGAAUCCUAUGGAUGAUGAUAUUCUAAAGGGGUUAUGUGGUUGGAGUUGGAAAGAGAACAAAUUGUUUGAGCUAGCUUUGGCUUUAGUUGAUGAGAGGCAUCCGGAAAGAUGGGAGAUGGUUGCUGCUAUGGUUGGAGGAGAAAAGAGUGCUGGUGAAGUUGAAGAACAUUAUGUGGUAUUGUUGGAGGAUUUGGAGCUUAUAGAAUCUGGAAAAUUUGAUCAUAAAUUGGGUGAAGAUCAUCAUACAAGUGUUCUUGUUGAUCUUACUGAAUCGUUACGCUUGUCUGAUAAUAUUGAUUGAUAAAUAUAAUACAAUACAACCAUGUAAGUCCCAUCUUUUUAUGUGUAUUCUCUCAUUCAUGGCUUUGGCUCUGUUGAAUUAAGAGGCCAUACAGCAUAUCAUUACUCUGAUUUAUAGCUUGCUUUUAUGCUCUUCA
Messenger RNA from Vicia villosa (hairy vetch), 828 nucleotides. RefSeq names its product protein RADIALIS-like 3. Bases 399 to 692 code for a protein of 97 amino acids. NCBI's taxonomy places the organism in Eukaryota, Viridiplantae, Streptophyta, Magnoliopsida, Fabales, Fabaceae. Gene Ontology annotation, molecular function: DNA-binding transcription factor activity. The transcript has a single exon. The record is from RefSeq and is a predicted model, not a curated record.